GUCUGGGCGGGGAGGAGGGAGCCUGUGAGGAAGUCAAGUGGGAGUGCUGCUGCUAGGAGCUUCUCUCUCUCUGUGAGACUCUCCACCGCUGGAUGGUUGUGUGAGACGCUGCAGCCCAGCACACAAGGUUCUACCGGAGCGUCUACUGGUUGACAUCUGAGGGACUCGCAACAUGGCUAUUGUCCUCCACUCUACACCCCUCCUCUGGACCCGCCUGGCGGCGCUGGUCUUCUCCUGCGUAGCCUUCUCUGUGGCCGUCCACGGUGGGCGCCUGUACCAUGGCACAGGUGACUGGUGCAUCUUCUGCUGGGCCUUCAGCUUCGCUGGCACCCUGCUGGUCCUGCUGGUGGAGCUGUUUGGCCUGCAGACCCGAGCCCCCGUGUCCUGGAAGAACUUCCCCAUCACCUUCGCCUGCUACGCUGCCUUGCUGUGCCUGUCCGCCUCCAUCAUCUUCCCUCUCUACUACCUGAAAGGCUCCAUGGGGCCCAGCCAGGUGCGUGACUACCGCAUCGUGUCCACAGUCUUCUCCUGCCUGGCCACCAUUGCCUACAUGAGCGAGGUGAGCAUCAGCAAGGCGCGCCCGGGCGAGGUGGCCGGCUACAUGGCCACCGCCCCCGGCCUGCUCAAGGUGUGCGAGACCUUCGUGGCCUGCAUCAUUUUCGUCUUCAUCAGCGACCCUGUCUUGUACGACCGCCACGACGCUCUCAAGUACUGCAUGUCCGUCUACUGCAUCUGCUUCAUCCUGUCAGCCGCCAUCAUCCUGCUCUGUGUGGGCGAGUGCACGGGCUGCCUGCCCUUCCCCUUCGCCCGCUUCUUGUCCGCCUACGCCCUGCUAGCCGUGAUCCUCUACCUGUCGGCCGCCAUCGUCUGGCCCAUCUUCAACUUUGACCCUAAGCAUGGUGGCACCAAGCAGCGGCCGUCCAACUGCGGUAUCACACAGGGGUUGUGCGUGUGGGACAAGCUGAUGGCGGUGGCUGUGCUCACGGCCGUCAACUUCAUCCUCUACCUGGCCGACCUCAUCUACUCCGCCCGCCUGGUGUUUGUCAGCGCUUGAAGAAGGCGGUGCGACUGUAGGCCUCAGAUGAAAUUAAAUUUGGCAGGAUUGGCUUUAAAAAAGACUAGCAGUCAGGGACCACUGAGUAGCAUUAUGAUACUUAGUGAUUGUGUGAUAUUCCAUAUAUUGGAAGAAAAAACACCUGCGAUACACAAUGAUAUAUAUGCAGCUGAAGAGGCAAAAUGUACAGAUACACAUUUUUUUAAACUCAAAAAGUGUUAUCUAACGUUACAUACUGAUUUGCCCCACUUCUACUAAUUGCACAAAUUGUCUUCGAUACAUAUUUUGGUUUCACAAUGCAGUGAUUACGUAUUGGAAGAAAAAAAAACGACAAUACAUUAUGAUAUGUAACUGAGGCGACAAUGUAUAAAUACACGUUUGUUGCACUAAAUAUGUGAUACCUAACGCUGGCGUAGCAAUGCUCAAAGUUUGUCUCACCAUUACUAAUCGCACAAAUUGCCUUUGAUACAUAUUUUGGUGUCAGAAUACAGCAAUUACGUGAUAUUCGGUAUAUUGGAAGAAAAAUCAUCUACGAUACAUUAUGAUAUAUGUGUAACCGAGGAGGCAAAAUGUACUGAAACACGCUUUUUGAACUCAAAAUGUGAUUCUGCCUAUCGAUACACCGUUAUCAAUUGUUCAUUAUCUUCAUUUCAUUGAAGACUCCUAAUUCUGAUCUUUAAUGUUUAGGAAAAAACCCUGCAAUAAUAAAAGUAUCGCUAAUGUGAUAUGCAAGCCUGUCAAAUUUGAUUUUGCGUGACGCAUACUGUCUGGAUAAAAGGAGUGUUGGUGGGGUGGUCUGUAGGGGGUCUAUGUGGCUAUGUUUACAUGUGCAGCAAUGUGUCCGUGUGCUGGCUGCAGUGGCCAAAGCUGGAGCAUGCUAAUGCUAAUGAACACAUUUCAUUUCACUACAGAGAUGCCAACAUUGGAAUCCAAAUGGACGUAAAAACAAUUUAGGAUGUGCAUGUAAACAUAGUCUGCAACGUCAAUUUAGUAUUUUUUUUGCAUGUGUGUUCUGCUUAAAUGGUGGCACAAACAAAAGAAGCUGUGGCUAGCUGAAUACAUGACUAAAUUGUAGUCCAAUUCCACAACUGGGACUCAUUUACACAUUUUUGUUAACUAGGGAGGACGUCGACUUUUUAGUUAAAACAAAAAGGUGCCAAAGUAAGUGACACGAUGUUCAGUUUGAAUGAUUUUAGGAUGUACAGCGCACCUACGUGCACGUUACAAUCGACAUUAUGACAAUAUAUGUGGAAUUAGUGGAUUGAAAACAUUUGUGUGUGCACACGUCCUCACCUUCCAUGUUAUGCACUUAAUAGUGUUUCCUGAGGGCUCCAUUUACUAAUAACGUUAAGCGACGCCAAUUGAUUCAUUCGCACAUGUCAACAUGGGUGCGUCCUCCUUGGGUGAUAUCAGUGUUCUUUUUUAUUUGAAUAACUUUUGUAUUCCGCUGUGUGUUGUAAGAAAAUGUAACCUUGCAUUUCAAUAAAGACACGUAUUAAACUGA
This is a messenger RNA of Dunckerocampus dactyliophorus (ringed pipefish), 2558 nucleotides long. It is a transcript of the gene myadmb, whose product is annotated as myeloid associated differentiation marker b. The coding region runs from base 173 to 1054 and encodes 293 amino acids. The transcript has 2 exons. NCBI's taxonomy places the organism in Eukaryota, Metazoa, Chordata, Actinopteri, Syngnathiformes, Syngnathidae. Gene Ontology annotation, cellular component: membrane. The record is from RefSeq and is a predicted model, not a curated record.